ACCACCGGCAAAGGUGGAGCUAAGACCACCGGCCAUGUUAAACAACAGACCACCGGCAAAGACGGAGCUAAGACCACCGGCCAUGUUAAACAACAGACCACCGGCAAAGGCGGAGCUAAGACCACCGGCCAUGUAAAACAACAGACCACCGGCAAAGGUGGAGCUAAGACCACCGGCCAUGUUAAACAACAGACCACCGGCAAACCUAACCAUGCGACCACCACCUGCACCACCAAAGGCAAACAAAUGACCACCGGCAAAGCUAAGACCACCGGAAAAGGCGUAGCUAAGACCACCUUAAAAGCAAAAGACGUAGCUAAGACCACCGGAAAAGGCGUAGCUAAGACCACCUUAAAAGCAAAAGACAUAGCUAAGACCACCGGAAAAGGCGUAGCUAAGACCACCUUAAAGGCAAAAGACGUAGCUAAGACCACUGGCAAAUCUAACCAUGCGACCACAGACCAUGCUAAGGCUAAGACCACUGGAAAAGGCCAAGCUAAGACCACUGGCAAAUCUAACCAUGCGACCACCACCGGCCAUGUUAAACAACAGACUACCGGCAAAGGCAUAGCUAAGACCACCGGAAAAGGC
Messenger RNA from Racocetra persica, 591 nucleotides. The record is from the annotation of a GenBank genome assembly. NCBI's taxonomy places the organism in Eukaryota, Fungi, Glomeromycota, Glomeromycetes, Diversisporales, Gigasporaceae.